Messenger RNA from Erpetoichthys calabaricus (reedfish), 645 nucleotides. RefSeq names its product snaclec agglucetin subunit beta-1-like. The record is from RefSeq and is a predicted model, not a curated record. NCBI's taxonomy places the organism in Eukaryota, Metazoa, Chordata, Cladistia, Polypteriformes, Polypteridae. Gene Ontology annotation, molecular function: signaling receptor activity. The transcript has 6 exons. Bases 1 to 645 code for a protein of 214 amino acids.
AUGAGUGACCUUCAACAGACUGGUAACGCCGCACUGAAAUGUCUUGGGGUGGCCGAGUCGAAGCGCAGACCUCUGUGGCAGGACCUGAAGAUGGUCGGAUACCAACGCAGCCCACCUGACUUUGCCUGGAGGAAUGGACGACGACCCCAGUGGCGAGAUGCGGGCCUUUCCACGAUGAUUCUGCUUUUGAUUUCACUGAGCCUGUGGGCACCAGCCGUCACAUCUCUUGAUCAACACGACUGCCCUGACUUUUGGGAAGCCUUCAAUGGCACCUGUUACGCUUACUUUGACCAGCAGCUUCGUUAUUACGAUGCCAAGGAUGUUUGCCGUCGCGCUGGAGGAAACCUCGCUUCGGUGCACAGCGCUGAGGAGACUCAGUUUAUACUCAGCCUGAAUGGUGGCUAUGACGGGGUUUUCCCUUACGCGUGGCUGGGAGGCAGUGUAGGUGAUGAGGGCAAAUGGCGUUGGAUGGAUGGAUCCGAAUUUGACUUCCAAAAUUGGGCCGUUGAUCAACCAAGCCAGUGUUCUGAGACGUACAACAACCUGGCCAUCAACUACCGGGAUAAGAAGACCCCCGGCAGGUGGACCUGCUUGUACCGCAGAUUUAAACUUCCUUUUGUGUGCAAGAAGAGCAGCAAAGUGUAG